UUUUUGAAAAUGUCUAUUUUAUUAGAGUAAAAUAAAUGUUGCCACCGACCACCAGUCAAUGAAACUCAUAGGGGUAAAGUUGUUUGAGUUUCUGAAUAAAAUGGCUGGAUCACCACCUCAACAUGCAGUCACGUUCACCAAAGUCCUGCUGAUGACAUAAUUAUUUCAUUGAGGCAUGUUGAAGCAGAGAUGCAUCUAAAAGUUCCAGGUCCCCAGCCCUGAAGGACUGGAGAACACUUAGAAAGAUUACGAGAUUCCUCUACAAAACAUAUGCUUUAAGAAAUGCAAUAAACUAAAUUAUGAAUAAUAAAGUUCUUCUUCUUUUUCUAAGCAAAAUUCUAAAGUGAAAUACUCUUCAAUACUCAAAAGUAAAACACAAUAAUGACAAAUAAGAAACUUGUCAUAAUAUGUAACAAAAAAGUGACAUUUCUGUUUCUUAAAUAUGUCCAGGAAAUGAUAAAAAUCAGCUUGAAGGAAACGGAAAUGUCACAGCAGAAGUGAGAAGAGCAAGAAUCAUGAACAAGUGAAAACAGAAUCCUUCAUGAAGAGAAAAAAACAUUUUAAAAUUUAUUGCUGUGAAGAAAAUUGUGCUGAGAAUUUCUAAAGGACAAAAUAAGUAUAAAUAAAAUAAAAAUUCUUUUUACUUGUUACAUUGUGCUCCUUAUGCCCAAUCACUUACAGGAGCACUUAAACACCUUUUGGUGUGAUUUAGCUUUUAGAUUUAGUAGAAAUUCAUUAGCAUGCACAAAACACUAUAUUAUCAUGGAAAAGGUCAAGGCAACCUGCGUAUUGCCAGCGUGUCAUAAGGUUUCAAAACGGAUAAACUUGACAUUGUGCAAAAUGUUCAAGUCUUUCAGAUUCACAGAUUCGCUAUGUAAUCACGCUGUUAAACUCUCAUUGGACAAAAUUGUGUAAUGACUCAUGUGCAAUUGUACUGAUGGGUGUGUACAUCUCUGAAUGUGUGUGUUGGAGUUGCUAAAGGUACCCUUAAAUGCAGCCGCAGCUUCAUAACUUUCUGUUAAAGAGUCAGGGAGGAACUCCAACAAACCAAUCAACCAUUUAAUUUACUAUGGAGUCAGAAUUUUCCAACAGUUUUGACACUUUUAACUUCUCUGAAGAUAUCUACCGUGACCUCUUUGAGGGGAAUUUCACAGAGUUCAACUUACUUCCUGAAAUUCAACCCAUACAGAUAGUGUCUCUGGUUCUCUACGCCCUGGUGGCCCUGCUUGGAGUACCUGGUAAUGCUCUGGUUUUGUGGGUGACUGGUUUUUGCAUGAACCGCUCAGUCACCUCUAUAUGGUUCCUGAAUCUGGCGCUGACCGAUCUUCUGUGCUGCCUGUCUCUCCCUCUGCUCAUGGUGCCCCUGGCACAUGAUGACCACUGGCACUUCGGCCCACUAGCCUGCACUCUAGUGAAAGGCCUUUUCUAUUUGGUGAUGUACUGUAGCGUUCUGCAGCUGGUUCUGAUCAGUGUGGAUCGUCUGUUGCUUGUUAAAAAAGCCGUAUGGUGCCAGAACCACAGGCGACCCAAGCAAGCUGCAUGGGCAUGUGUGGCUGUGUGGUGCUUGGCUCUGCUAGGCAGCAUCCCUCAGUUUGUUAAUGCCCGGCAGAUCGAAAAAGGGAAAUAUAAGAGGGAAUGUAUCCUCGUAUACUCCAGAGAAAGUGUUUGGCCCAUCGCAUCCUUUCGGUUUGUGAUGGGAUUCAUCCUCCCCUUCUUUGUCAUUGUCAUCUGUCACCUGGUUGUCUACAACACCACCCAGAGGGGAAUGUCACGUGUUCGAGCCAGAUCCAAACGAACCCUGAGAGUCAUUGUCGUUGUGGUGCUGAGCUUCUUCUUUUGCUGGCUCCCCCUGCACAUCAUGGACAUUAUCGAACUGGCCACCCCUCUGAGUUCUCCCCACAGUCCAAGAAUCUACCUGGCUCAGGUGCUGACCAUCUGCCUGGCAUACUUCAACAGCUGCCUCAACCCUCUGAUCUAUGUGUGCAUAGGGCGAAGUUUCAAAGACAGCAUGAACCGCUCGCUGCGUCACAUCUUCCACUUCGCUACUGAGGACCCAGCCUCAAAGGGGAGUAUAAACAACGACACCAAGAGCACCACCAACGAAAGAGUGAUGACCAAAAUCUGAGGGAUUUGUGUUUACAACCAACGUAGUCUAAUUCCAAUGGAGAAAAUAUGUGAAUGUGUUAGGAAAAUUAUUAUCUUAGUUCAUUUACUUUUAUAUUGGAUGGUUAUGUUUUCAUAUUAUUCCGUGUGUUGUUUUCUUUCCCUUUCUUUUAUAGUAUAUUCUCAACUGUCUUUUAGAGUGUUCUCUUGAAGGCUGGAAAUGUCUCACCCAUUUCUGUGUUAACGAGCCACAUUGAUCUUUGUCUGUGUCCUGAGAGUGGUCAUCCUUGUGUCCCAACAAUGGGACAUCAAGGAUCCUGAGAGUGGUCAUCCUUGUGUCCCAAGGAUGGGACAUCAACGGAAGACUUCCAGAACAUCUUGUAGGAUAGUGUAUUGGUCAAUUGUUUGCAUGUCUGAGUGAGAAAGCCAACCUCUUUGUGUAUUCACAUAAUAAUAAAAGGCAGUUGGGGACUGAGAACAGACGGAGUUGACCUCAGACAGCGUUUGGCAGCGGUUCUCUCCGGGUCGAGCUCUUCUCCCCUUUUCUGCGGAAAAGUAAUUUGUGUCUUUGGUUGAUUCUUGCAGGUUGGGGAACAAAAUAAACCCAACAGAAUGUUACCUCUGUGCAAGUUUCUUUGCCAUAAACUUAAAUUCAGUUUAGAGUCAACUCUGAAAUUUAUCUCAUGUUAGUUUCUCAAACAGACCAUGUAAAACAGAAUAGCUGACCUCUGCAAAAGGAGCUGUUGAGUUGGGCUCCCCAUUGUUGCUAAUCAGGAUGUCUUGCACAAUCUGUGACAGUUUCUUUUCAUACUUCUUCUUUUAUAGAAAAACAUGUUUUAUUUUUGGUAUUUUGCCUUGCUUUCACAUAUUACACUGCUAUCAGAGUAAUGUUUAAAAAAUAUUAUAUUCUGCAUGACAUAAAUCUCCCAGUAGCGUUUGUUCUUCUGGGAGUACAAACUCCCAGUAAUUUGUAAUGGGCAGUUGUAUUAUUUAAGUUGGUCUGUUCCAGUUACAGACCACAAGAGGGAGACAUUUUCUAAACAUCUGAAGAUAAAAAGGGUACGUUGCUUGUAUUGUAUUUUAUUUAAUAAAAUGUAGCGUGGAUAAAAUGGAUUCUUUUAAAAUAUUUUUAAAGGGUUAAUAGGUGUUCUAUUAAAAUUGUGUUUUUUCUGUUUGACGUUUAUAUAAAGACAGUUUUAUAAGAUUUACAGUCCAGGUUUUCAAAUAUUGCAUAUGUGUAUAAUAUGUAAAUAUACAUGUAUUUUGUUUAACACUGUCACUGAAAUAUUUGGACAUGUAAGUAAUAAUAGUCUUAUUCAAAAAUAAGACUACUUAUUCAAGUCCUUAAAUAUUUACUCG
This is a messenger RNA of Poeciliopsis prolifica (blackstripe livebearer), 3462 nucleotides long. RefSeq names its product complement C5a receptor 1 (gene c5ar1). Gene Ontology annotation, biological process: chemotaxis; positive regulation of cytosolic calcium ion concentration; phospholipase C-activating G protein-coupled receptor signaling pathway. Gene Ontology annotation, cellular component: plasma membrane. The transcript has 2 exons. Gene Ontology annotation, molecular function: complement receptor activity; G protein-coupled receptor activity. The record is from RefSeq and is a predicted model, not a curated record. Bases 1070 to 2125 code for a protein of 351 amino acids. Lineage: Eukaryota; Metazoa; Chordata; Actinopteri; Cyprinodontiformes; Poeciliidae.